AUGGGAAGUCGAGCACGAAUGUUAGUCAAACUUUGUGAGCAAGAAUGUUCAAAGUUUGAUAGUAUUGGGGACCAAUCUCUUCCUUCAAAAACUGUUAUUUCUACUAGUGCAAAUGAGAUAUUUUCUGCAGAACACAACCAAGACGUCAGCAACAGUUUUUCAAACAUUGAUACUGCUUGCUCUAGUCAACCAUCGAUUGUGACAGAAAAUGUUAUUUCUUCUCUAAAUAAGGUGGAUCCGUCACCAAUCCUCCUAGAAAACAACGAAAACGACAGUGAAGACGAAACUAAAGACUUUUCUCCAGACGAUAGUGGUGAUGAAUAUAAGCCAGAGAAAUCUGUACAACCCAACCGUAUUAAUUCACGUCAUCUAGCUCAUCUUCGAGCUCUUCAUGCUCAACUUCAUCGUCUAGUUCAUCUGGACGAUCUGUCGUAUUUGGACCAUUUGGAAUUAGAAAUUACUAAGAAAAAUGACGAUAUUGUGCCGAUUACUGUGUGUGAAAAUGUGGAUUUUGCUUUUCCAUAUAUUCCUGAUAUUAGUUCCGAUUCUGAUAAUGAGGAUGAUUACAACCAUUCCGGGUUACACGUGCAAGCUGGAAGUCUAUGCUGGAAAACACUGCGAUACAACAAACACUACACCGACUCAGGUUGUUAUGUCACUUUGUUGACACUUGUUCCAAAAAGGACAGUACUGUACACGGAUAAUUGGUACACAAGUAUUGAUUUGGCUGAAAAACUAUUACUGGAAGAAAUGCAUUUGGUCGGAACGUUGCGCAAGAAUAGAAAAAAAUUACCGAAAGAUGUUAUGAAUGCAAAAUUAAAACCAGGAGAAUACAGUGCAGCUGAAAAUGACAAAGGGAUCAUUGUGAUGAAAUGGCGUGAUAAGAGAGAUGUGUCCUUGUUGUCUACUAAACAUACCACAAAAUUCGUCACUACCACAAAUAAAAGAGGACAGUCAAAAAGAAAGCCACAGAUAGUUGUCGACUAUAAUAAAGCGAAAUCUGCAGUUGACCUGUCAGAUCAAAUGACAGCUUAUUCGUCGCCAUUACGGAAAACUGUCAAGUGGUAUCGAAAGUUAGCUUGCGAACUGCUACUCAACACAGCUAUGGUAAAUGCCAUGGUUCUGUAUAAACAAACCACGAAAAAGAACAUUUCUGUCGUUCAGUUUCUUUUGAAAGUUGCAUACAUUACCGAUGCCCUCGAAGAUUCGGACCUGGAUAUUUUUUCAGACGACGAUGACGGUAAACAGUCAGAAGAGUCACCUCCUGUGAGAGAGUCUAGUCUAAGUGAUUCUGAUUCAGGUUCUCCUUCAGAAUUUGAAAGCAAAUCUCGGCCUUCGUCAGAAAUUUCUACGUCAUAG
Parnassius apollo (apollo) is the source of this 1359-nucleotide messenger RNA. Lineage: Eukaryota; Metazoa; Arthropoda; Insecta; Lepidoptera; Papilionidae. The record is from the annotation of a GenBank genome assembly.